Molecule: messenger RNA, 6582 nt
Organism: Cherax quadricarinatus
Lineage: Eukaryota; Metazoa; Arthropoda; Malacostraca; Decapoda; Parastacidae
Source: RefSeq, a predicted model, not a curated record
AACCCUCAGUAGUGUAUGAGAGUGUGAAGUGGGAGGUUGUGUGUGCUCGUCUCCCUGGAUAGUUGCUUACCAGUAAACAUCCUCACUCACCACUGCUGCUCACCACUACACACCAGCCUGAGUUAUGUGGUAAAGAGAUGAGACGAGAGAUGGUUGUAACGCUGCUGGUGGUGGUGGGCGUGAUGCUGGUGGGCGUGAGUGACGCCCACGUCGCUCUCACCUUCCCUCCCGCCCGCAAAUAUAACCUAGACUUCCUGGACACCUUCAGAACCCAGGCGCCGUGUGGCAUGCCCAAAGGAAACAUCAGAACAUCACUGCUACAAGGAUCAUCAUUCAACGUUACUUGGCACUUAGCCUACCCUCACAGGGGUGGGUUUCGACUGGAGUUGUUGGAUGCCCAAGAACGACCCCUGACUGACCUCACUCCUGUCACUGCUGAUUCUAAGUUCCUUUCUGACGAUGCCACUGCACAGUCAUUCAGGAUCACCCUGCCCACUGAUUUGGAAUGUAUAGGGUGCACCAUCAGGCUCCUGCGUCAGGCCACAGAAUGGGGUGGCAAGUACCAGUUCUGGUCCUGUGCUGAUGUUGAUAUCGUCCAAAGAAACAGCUACCGAGAAACUUGCAGUGGCAAUGGCAGGUAUAUGGUUGCUCGGUGCCGGUGCAACAAACGCUUCUUUGGUGAUCGAUGCCAGUAUGAAAAUGAGUGUGAUAAUGAUGACGACUGUGGACUAUUUGGACGAUGUGUGGAUUUGGAUGCCACUACAUACCCGAAGAAAAUAUGCUAUUGCCGACAAGGGCGGUUUGGCCCUAAGUGUACUAAAACAUCCUUGGUAACAAAUCGGGAUACCAUAAAUUUGAAAGUAUACUACAAGAAGGAUUUGAGUGAGAAGAUGACCCUAUACUGGAGAAUUUUACAAAUUGAGGGAGAGAUAGAGGUGGUGCUGGUCAACAAUGGGUCCUCAUAUGUUUCUCUGGGCUGGAGGCCUCAAGAACUGACCACAAAAUGUAAGCAGUUCCCCUAUAUAUCUGGAACAGUUAGUCCUGGUGCUACUGCUGGUGCAGGUGCCCAAGCUGAACCUGAGCCAGAAAGUGAACCUGAAGCCGAACCUGAUGCUACAGCCAAAUCCAAAGAUAAGGUAAAGCCUGAUGGAGCUGCAGCAGAGCCAGAGCCUGAGGCAGAUCUACCAGCUGGUGCUAAGUCUGAGGCUGAUCCCACUGCUGAACCUGAGCCACAACCCACAGAACCUACUCCUAAAUUAAGUCUUGCAGACGAUGUUGACUCAGAUCGUGUUACUGGCCUUCUGGUGCCCAGAGGAAAACGGGACACCCUCUCCAGGAAAAAGCGGUUUGCUGUUCCACUUCUGAAAGCUGCAGAGAAAAAUGGAACAGCAGGUGCUGUAAUGAAAGAUGAAGCUCAUGCUGAGCCAGAGGCAGAAGCAGAAACAACGGCCGAGCCAAAUGCAAAGGCAGAACCAGAGCCAGAGGCUGAAGCUGAGCCUGAGCCUUUGAGUGGUGAUUCACCUUAUGUACCUAAAGGUGAUUUUCAUGCUAUGGACUGCACAGAUAUUGUUAUUGGCUCUGCGGUUGGACAUCAUUACCGUAUUGAUGAUUAUUACACCCGUGACCGCUCCACUCCAAAGGUGGAUAGUUACUGGGGUGGUGACAGUUCGCUCACUGCAGCGCUGGGUUGGGAGGCUGAUGGGGUAACGACAAUAUUGUUCAGGAGGAAACUUGAAGCCUCCCAUCCAACUGACCACAGCAUUACAAACUCUCUCAUGCAUGUCAUCUGGGCUCGAGGACAAGAGGCAGGAAUGUAUGUUCACUCUCCCACCUCUGGCUUGGAGUCAGGCUCUGCCAGUGUACCGGAUUUCUAUCGACCCGACGAAAUAAAGUACCAUGGCAAGAAAGGCCAAAGAGGUGUAGUCUCAAUGAACUUCUUAGAAAAAAUAUCUGUCGCAUCUUCGGCAAAUAAGGAUGAAAUUAACUGGUGUGGCAACCACUGGAAAUACCCAGGAAAUUGUAAACCUGGUAUAGAUUGUGAGUACUAUGCCAAAUGGGAAUAUUUUGAGGCAACAGACGAUAUCAAAUUUACAAUCCAGACGUCGCAUAACGACCGUUGGACUGGUAUUGGUUUUUCGGACAAUACUAGAAUGACGUUGACCGAUGCAGUGAUAGGAUGGGUAGAGCGUUCGGGUCGUUACUUCAUGUUUGAUGCUUGGUGUCACUCAUAUGCGCCUCCUAGUGUUGAUCCUGCACAAGGCAUCAGGAAUGAGAGUGGUUACAAUGAAAAUGGAAUCUCAACUAUCAGUUUUGUGAGAAACAGAAUUUCUAAAGAUACAGGAUAUGAUCUAAGCUUUACUGAUAAUGAUUGUCUCUACAUGAUGUUCCCUACUAAAGGUGGGACUGUCAACUAUGUCAAUAAGAGAAUACGAAAACAUGAAGCAGUUCCUACAAUAUCCAGUGAAAGAGUCUGCAUACGCUCUUGUUCCAAGUUUGGUGGGGCUGAUGGAAGGCCAUUUGUGUACACCACCACACCUCGUCCACCUCAGCUGCACUAUGAAGUUGAAGUCAUGUUGACGAACGUUGGCAGUAAUUACCAGAUCCCAGAGCCGGGGUCGACAGCUUGGCGACAACUGUCUGACAGUGUGCGGUCCUCCAUGGAAGGCGUACUGAAAACUGUUCCAGGAUAUCAAGUAAUUGAUAUCACCAACCUAAAAUAUGAUGGGAAAGGCAACCUUCUCACCAAGAUGGAAGUUGUGUUGGACAAAACUUUACAUGAAGCAAAGGUUGGAGAAGUCCCUCCUCCUAAAGAUGAUACCGGAGAAGUGGGAGAUGAAUCAAUGGUGCGAAGAGUCUUGAGAGAAGCAGUCGAACAUGGUUCUGUUGGCGCCCUGCAGGUUAAUCCUCAGUACCUUCGAGUCAAUCAGUUACGAGGUACGCUGCCCAUGCCGAGUAUUUCCUUUCAGGAUCCCUCAGGUGAGAGGAUUUUCCAGGAGCCUUCUUUCAGCAUUGCUCCUGGGUCAUUUGGGGUUGGUCCACAAAUACCAGCACAUAGAACAUCCAGUUUUCUUACUCCAAGGAACCCUGCUCAUAGGCCUACAGCUGAACAGCAGUCACAGUCUGAACCUGAGCCAGAUUCUGAACCUCAUCCUGAGCCAGAGUCUAAACCUCAUCAGUCAGAAUCUGAACCUCAUUCUGAGCCAGAGUCUGAACCUCAUCAGUCAGAAUCUGAACCUUAUCCUGAGCCAGAGUCUGAACCUCAUCCUGAGCCAGAACCACAAUCUGAACUUAAUUCUGAGUCCGACUCCAAGUCUGAGCCAGAGCCAAAGCCAGAAUCAGAAUCAGGGGCUGAGAUUCAGUAUCAUGUAGGAGAUAGGAAUGAUGAGCCAGCCUCAGAGAGUAAGCCUUCAUCUCACUCACCUCUGAAUCAGCAUCCAUCUAGCCAGCCAGCUCCUGGCCAACUGCCACCUUAUCAUUUGUCAGCAGCUGGAGUUCAGCCUCUUUAUAGACCAACACAAAAUGAACAGCCAUUCCAUCAGUUUCUCCAAGGUCAGCAGGCAUCAUAUGAAGCAGUUCCAUCAAAUUUGCCACAAAAUGCUGACAAGCAAGGAACUGGUUAUGAUAGUGAGACCAGUGCUGUUAAUGACAAGAUUCAGUCCCUUAGUCCAAGCGCUGGCCAAGUAACAUGGGGUAGAUUUACAUUUUCCCCACUGGCUUCUAAACAGUAUCUUCCCCCUGCAGACACACAGACGUUUGACUCAGUUUCGUUUAAACCUUACGUCCUUCCUGGCGCACAUCACCACCUUCUAGUUUUCUAGCCUUCUGCUGAAUGGAAUAUUUAACCAGUCAUGAGAUAAGACCUCACCUCUCAUCUGUGGAAGAUGGUACAUUACUUGAGGAUUGAAUGAUGUACAAAAAGUAGAAAGAUGUUUUUGAAAAAAUCACUAGUAAUUAAAUUUUAGUUGGCUGCUUCAGUAGGAUGUCUUUUUGUUCUGAAGUUGUUUUAAGUCAGCAAGGUUGUCUUAGGUCUAGGGAGUCUUAUGCCUGAAUAUCAUGUAACAUCCCUGGAUACAAAUUUGAUAUUUGUCAUUUUUUUUAAAUGCUUUCUAUAAAAAUGAUAUUAAAAUCAAAAUGGGAAACUUGAUCAUGUAUUAAUGUAUUUCAUACAGAAAUGGGUAAACAUAUACAGUACAUAAAUUUACAUAUUCCAGAUAUAAUUUUAGGUUUUUGAAAGAUACAUACCAUAUAUGGGUAAAUAUAUAUAAAUUUAUAUAGUACAUGUAUAUAUCAUGUUUAUAUCGUAUAUUGGAGGUAAAGAAAGAAGUAUACCAGAGUAUAGUAGUAAGAACAUUAUGAUGAUUGUGAAGAAUAAGUUUUAAACAUUGUAGCCAGCAGGAGGUUGGAGGCAGUGGAGAUGUUGUGUUUGAGGGCAGUGUGUGUGGGCUGAAUAUUAUGCAGAGAAUUUGGAGUGUAAUCAUGGUAACAUUUAUGAAGGGAUCCAGGGCAAACUGGUUAGUUGGAUUUGAGUCGUGGAGGUGGGAAGUACUGUGCCUGCACUCUGGCAGAGGGGUGGGGAUGCUGCAGUUCAGAGUGUUGUCUGAACUCUGAUGUCACCUGUGUGAAUGGGUCAUUAGUGUGUAGUUCAAGGCUGUGUGAGUAGGUCAGUGUGUGCUAUUCAGGGCUGUGUCAGGUCACAGUUUGUGCUAUUCAAGGCUGUCGGUAGGUCACAGUGUGUGCUGUUCAAGGCUGUGUCAGUAGUUCACAAUGUGUGCUGUUCAAGAUUGUGUCAGUAGGUCACAGUGUGUUGUUCAAGGCUGUUUUAGUAGGUCAAUGUGUACUGUUCAAGACUGUCAGUAAUCACAGCAUGUGCUGUUCAAGGCUUCUGUCAGUAGGUCAGUGUGUGGUGUUCAAAGGCUUCUGUCAAUAGGUCACAGUGUGUGCUGUUCAAGACUCAGUAGGUCACAGUGUGUGCUGCUCAAGACUGUGUCAGUAGGUCACAGUGUGUGCUGUUUGAGGCUGUGAGUGGGGUCAGUGUGUGUUGCUUGAGGAUAUUUGCUUGAUUAUUAUUAUAAUCAAAAAGAAGCGCUAAGCCACAAGGACUAUACAGCGAUAUUUGCUUGAAAAAAUUUUAAUCAUUGAGAGGGUAAGAAUGACUUAUUAUUUUUACAGGAAUAUCUGCACUCCAAGACCAUUUUAAAGAUUUAAUUUUGUGAUAAAAAUAAUCAUCCUGCAUUUUUUUUUUUAAAUUGCAUCAGUUUCCCAUUUAUGUUUUAUUAUCAUUUUUAGUUUUUAUUGAUGCUUUUUUCUUUAUUAUUGGUUGUGGUAAGUAAUUAAUUCAAAUACUGUACUAUAUUUUUUUAGUAUUACAGGACACUGUAUUACUAUGUAAUUGUUAUGUAUGGAAAUAAGAUAGCUACUGCUGUACAUGUGUACUAAUAUAUAAUCCAUGUGCACCAAUCACAGUAGAAUGUUUCAUAAAGAUUAAUGGCAAUUAAGAUUUCUUCACCAUUAGGAAUUGUAAUAAUAAAUUAAUAGUACAUUUUAAAGCUAUAAAAGUAUACUCUGAGAGGAAUAUCCAUAUUCUUUACUUUCAUUGAGUUUUUGCAUGCCUGUGUAAUGAGAAAACACCUGCAAGUGUGUGGAAUGAACUGUGAGAUGAGACCAAGAGAAAUUAGAGCUAUAUGGGAGCAGAAUUUGAAAAAAAGCAAAAUGAUCAGAUUUCCUUCAAGGCUCUCACUCAUCAUUCAUGUUUAAUACUCGAGUAAAAAAUCACAUUCUUAGCUCUACCGGUGGACUGUUGCUUUGCUUUCUUCUCUAACUGGGAAAGGUUUCUUUUCCUAACCUUUCACAUUGUUUUCAUAGCCUGUGUUGAAGCUCUUUCUUACAGCUGGUGUAAAUAAUCUUAUCCUCCAAUUUGGUUAGUAUACGGUGGACCCCCGACUUAUGAUAUUAAUUCGUUCCAGAAGGCUGUUCGGGUGCCGUUACCGAACGAAUUUGCUCCCAUAAGGAAUAUUGUAAAUUAGAUUAGUCCAUUUCAGACCCCCAGAAAUACACUUACAAAAGCACUUACAAAAAUACACUUACAUAAUUGUUUGAGUUGGGAGCUGUUUGUAAGUCAGAGGUCCACUGUACUAAAGUGUGGCAGUGGUUUUCCACACUAAAUUUCACCACACCACAACACUAUAAAUAACCAAAUUGAAGUAGUAAGAUUUUACUGCACUACACACUUCCAUUUUGAUGCAGCUCCCUUAAUAGCAUGUAAGAUGAUGGAGAGGGAAAUUUCAUUUUAUAUACGUAAUAUACAAUCACUUUUUCACACUGAAUGAAUUUACAAAAAAAAAAUAAUGUUAUGUUUAGCAGGAUUGAAAACAUCUUGAAAAAUGAUUUAAUAUGAAUAUUGCAAUGCUAUUUUUUCUUUGUAAGAGAUACAGUAUUAUUAUUACAAUCAAAGCACUGAACCACCAGGGUCAUACAGUGCUGAAGAGAUACAGUGGUACAUAUAUUAUGUAGCAUUAUAUGUACUUACAUCAUAAAUAUUGCAUGCUGUUGUGAGUUUUUAAGAUUAGUAUUAUUCCUUAUCUU